This is a messenger RNA of Entelurus aequoreus (snake pipefish), 1332 nucleotides long. RefSeq lists its product as uncharacterized. The record is from RefSeq and is a predicted model, not a curated record. The coding region runs from base 124 to 1071 and encodes 315 amino acids. NCBI's taxonomy places the organism in Eukaryota, Metazoa, Chordata, Actinopteri, Syngnathiformes, Syngnathidae. The transcript is spliced from 8 exons.
GGAGUGUUUGGAAGAUAAGAGCAGCACGUGACCUGCAGGUGGUCAUAAAGAAGCUAACACAUAAAAUAAACGUGCUCACGCCUCACUAAGUCUGGUUUGUUGACGCACAAGACAAAGAGCACCAUGGCCAAACAUCAUCACGCUGGACGUCUUGUCCUCAUUCUGCUGUCUGUCUUCCUCUUCGUCCUGAGUCUGCUCUUCAACGGCCUCUCUGUUACGGCAUUAAGUCCUUUCAGCACCACCACAGGCAACGUGUCCGCAGUCUUUGAGACGGAGAUCACGCCUUCAGGAUGGACCUUCAGCAUCUGGAGCGUGAUCUACGUGUGGUUGACCCUCAUGCUCAUCUACAUCCUGGCUAACCUUUGCAGAAAGAACGCCUACGGUUACGUUUACUGCAGCCCUCCGGUCUUGCCUUAUGGCUUCUUCCUUUGCUGGUGUCUCAAUCUGGUCUGCAAUAUUUCCUGGCUGCUGGUUUGGGAUCGAGGGCUGAUGAUUGCAGCGCUGGUUUUUCUCAUCCUGGUCGCCGGCACCAACUACGCCACCAUCGCCUUCGCCUGCCACGGCCUCCACGUUUAUGGACCCUGGCUGAAGAAGUACCACAACGCAGACCUGUGGCUCAUUCGCGUCUUGGUCCAGAACGGUGUGAUGAUCUACACAACCUGGACCACCAUCGCCACGCUCAUCAACCUGACCAUUGUGCUGACGUACGAAGCCAAGAUGGCACCUGCUGACGCCGCCACCGUCUCGUAUUGCGCCCUCACCCUCGUGCUGCUCGUGUGGUUCUUCGUGGAGAACGUGGUCCUGGACAAACACGUGCGCUACAUCCUCAUAAACUACCCGGUGGUGAUCUGGGCGCUGGCGGGGAACUUUGACAAGAACUACGACGCGGCGGCACCAAGUCGCAGUGGCAUCUUCAUCGUCGUGCUGCUGGCCGCGGCGUCCUUCAUGUUUGCCGUACGCCUGGUUCUUGUGUUUUGGCGUCACUGCAAACAGCCGCUCUACGACAACGUCAGGCCCGAGGCCAUGGAGCCCAUGGAGGCCGCUCAGAACCAAAGGAAGGCACUUCGAUAGGUUCUGAUAGAAGUAGCUGGCUACUUCUGUUUCCUAAACUCUUAAUCAUUAACAGGAUAUGAUUAUCUUACAUGAUCAUUUAUUGUUCCUGGAUGAUCUCUGAACCUUUAUGCAAGUCUUACAUACUGAUCAUAAACACUGCAUGCCUAUUCAAUCACGCUCCAAUUCUCAUGUCAAUGUAUUUUUUUUGGAAAUAAACCAUGUCCAAGAUACUGUUCUAAAAGGAGUAUUUGCUCCUUUGUUUACAAUCAAAUGUUUACA